Molecule: messenger RNA, 1308 nt
Organism: Trichosporon asahii var. asahii CBS 2479
Lineage: Eukaryota; Fungi; Basidiomycota; Tremellomycetes; Trichosporonales; Trichosporonaceae
Exons: 3
Coding region: 1-1308 (435 amino acids)
Source: RefSeq, a predicted model, not a curated record
AUGGCCGACAUCAAGUCUUUGAAAGUGACGGAGCUGAAGGAGGAGUUGAAGAAACGGGGCCUCGUCACGACAGGCCUCAAGAAGGACGUUGCAGCACCCAAAGCCGCGUCCAACAUCAGUGCACACGGUGCAGGUCUCGUGGAGCGCCUCGAGGCCGCCAUUGCGGCCGAGCCAUCAGAGCAACAACCUCCACCUCCACAGCCGGCUGAGCCUCCUGCUGUCCCUGCAGCCCCAGAACCUGCGUCGACUACGACAGAACCUCCUCAACCUCAGUCAUUGCCGCAAGAGGCAGCGAAGCCGUCACAGCAGCCAGUAGAAGCUCCAACAGAGCCCGUCAAGCCUGAGGAGCCCCCUACUGCUCCCCCUGCCGCCGUUCCUGUCGAGCCCUCACCAGCACCUGUCGCUAAGGAGGACCCCACACCAGUCCAGGAGCAGCGACCGCCAUCACCCCCACCCGAGGACAUCCAGGUGGACGAGGAGCCCCCGAAGCCUCCUCCUGCAGAGGCACAGCCUGCAGCGCCCAUCGAAGUCGACAGUAAGCCCGCAGAGCCGACACGCAAAUCGCCGUCGCCAGCCCGCUCCGACCGAGAGGGAACCCCGCCUCCCCCGUCGCGCAAGGAGAAAGCCGAAGCGAUGGACAUAGACGACGCUCCCUCUUCCUCUUCCUCCGGCCCGCGCCCUUCGUCGGCAUUAUACAUCACAGGCCUGCGACGACCACUACAAGCAACAGCUUUGGCGUCCUACCUCUCCUCGCAGACGGGCACGGGAAGCUCGGACGACGACUACGACCCGCCCGCCAUAAAGGGUUCGCCGCCCUUCGUCUCGCCCUCCUGCCCCAACCUCUGGCUGAGCGGGAUCAAGGACCACGCGUACUACCGUACCUGGUCCAUCAGCGCCGCGUCCGCGAUCAAGGCCGCCGUGGACGGGAAGAAGUGGCCCGAGGGCGACGUGAAUGCCGGCACGCUGCAUGUCGAGUUCAUCCCGGACGCUAAAGUCAAUGACUUCGCACAGCAAGAAGAGGACGGAUGGCGCAACGGAAGGCAGAGGUUCGAGCUCGUCCAGGACCAAGAGGGGUGUCGGCUCCAGCCGUUUGGGAAGCUGAAGACAGGCCCGCCGCCGCCCGAGCCCGCUGGUGCUGCUAGGGGCCUGUUGGGCCGUCUCGGCGAGAGAAUGGGUCCGGCAGGUCGGCCGCCCCGCGGAGGCGUCAAUACCGUCCCGAUCAGGGGGAGGGGAGGCGGUCCCGGCGGCCCGAUGCGGUGGACGCGCGCGCGGCCGAGUCUGUCCUGGUCGACGGGGCCGAGAGCCUAG